CAACGGCUCUUUGUACAAAGUAUCUCGCAUCAGCACAGCGCCUCGGCAGGACACUCUGACGCUUCAAGUGCGCAUUGGUUCACGUCAGAGACGACACAUGGCGAGCACGAGGCAACGCGCGAUGAGAAAGAAACGCUGCCUCGUGUCCUCGUGCAGUUGAAGCUCGUUCAGUGCGUCGCCAUUUUCCGGAAGCGGCAACAGUCCCAGUCGGAAAGAAGGUAACCCUGAUUCACUGAAGCCGCACGCGAUCGACAGAGGCACGGAAUUCAACAUUUUCUUGGCCAGAGGACCAGCAGGGGCUGAGCAUCGCCUAAUGGCAAGACGUGCUGGCGCUGCCGGAGCCGCUGCGAAGGGGCACGAGGAGCGAGAACGUUCGAGGCGUCUUCGCGACAAGCUAGGCGAACCUGAAGCUUCUUUGCUGGGUGCUGCUGUAACUCCACCCGUCCAGAGCCACGGAGGGCUACCUCGGCGUUCUCGGCAGCGGAAACUAUCUCCGUCAGCGCAUUAUCAACGAGCUGCGGGAAUCCAGUUCACCGCAUUCAUCGAGGCCAUUGCCAGCGACGGCGACCAGCAGCUGCAGCUUUGGAUCCUGCUUCUCAAGAAGGCUGAGUGGCGCCUUCUUCGGCAACAAGGACGACCUGCGUCAGCGCACCACCAGCGUACAGAAGCCCGCACUACCACGCUUCAGCCUCCGGAGCCAUCGACCCACCGAGCCAGGGGCCCGACCGCUGUGGUCCUUACAAGAGGAUUUGUGCAGGGUCGGGUCCGCAGCGACUUCCACGAGCCCGCACCUUGCUGUGAGCUACUAUUCACCCGGAUGGCGAAACGACGUCACCGGUCGCCGCUCGCUGCCCCUGCCGCACGGUCGCUCUUUGUUGAGCGCGAACGCCCCACGAUUGGUGGCGCUACUGUGCAGCUCGUCUGUAUGCGCUCACGCCAAGGCCGCCUGCGAGGUCAUCGAAUAGCAAAGCGCAAGCGCGGCUGCCUACUUUUCGGCUGCGCUACUCGGCCUUUUGCCGUUUCUGCUGGUGACAUCGGGACCGCUUUCGACAACAGCUGCGUGGGCGUCGCGCUGGUCUGCGCUGCUGCAGCCGCACUCCUCCAGGACGACGCAGAAGGUGCGCAGUCGAAGAAUGGCGACGCUGUUGAGGCCCUGCCAGUGGUUGCACUUCUGGCCCAGCAGCCCGGCGAGCUGGGCGAGCAUCUGCUGCUGGCCCUGGGUCUCGGCCUGCUCUGCCAGCGGCAUCGACGGAACUAUGUCUGCAGCCACCGCCUCCAAGCAGCAAGCCACAGAGGCCUCUGCAAGAAGAUCCUGGCAGCAGUCCAAGCGUGCACGCCGCUCAUUAUGGAGAGCUUCGAGCUUUAUCUUGUCAACGAGACCCCUGGCUGCUUGCGAGUGAAGAAAAUGAUACAGUCUCUCCAGUUCCUUUGCGGUGUCCUCGCUGCAGCCCUUCACCGCACUGACGGCCAUGGUUACCUGCUUCUUCCAAUUCUCUUUGACAUGGCUGGUGCGGACGACGGUCUCGCUGUCACGAGUCCGGCUGCAUACACUUGCAGCACCUUUGGAGCAUAUGACACGAGGUCAAGGCCGGCCUGGCAACCUUGCUGGCCAAGGGGAGGUGGUCUGUAAAUCUGUAAAUAGUCUCCUUCGGUCAUAGCGUAAGACUGAAUUUUAAGAAAAAUUAACAUUUCGCCCAAUAAAUAUAGUUAAUUCAA
Messenger RNA from Dermacentor albipictus, 1716 nucleotides. RefSeq lists its product as uncharacterized. The record is from RefSeq and is a predicted model, not a curated record. NCBI's taxonomy places the organism in Eukaryota, Metazoa, Arthropoda, Arachnida, Ixodida, Ixodidae.